AUGAAAAUUUUCAUUACACUUGCUGCUGCAUUCUUGGCUGUCACACAAGUCAACAUUAAUGCCGAUCACAUCUCGCGAAAUCUGAUUCUAGGAGGUGAUAUCAUUCCAAAGGGUACAAAGACGUACACAUGUGGCAUUCGCGCGACCCCAGAGAAUGACAACCACUGCGCUGGUGUUCUGGUUACAUCCAUGAUCGUAAUGACCUCAGCAAUUUGUACCAGCAUUCAGGAGGAUUUGAAACCGAACUAUGUGGCAGUGGGAAAUCACUAUAUCAACGGAACGGAAGACGGCGAGGUCAUCAAAGUGAUCAAGGCCCAGAACCACACAUUGCUUGAUAUAAUGAUUCCUGCCUACGACUAUGGCUUUUUAAUCCUUGAAAAGCCAAGCAAGUUUCCGCCGAUCGAACUUGCUACAGAAGCGGACAUUGAAUUUGCUAUGUUGACGAAAGUCAUGGGCUGGGGAUUGACCAAUCAUCCCGAUGUACCAGAAACGUCUGAUGGCUUUGAAACCUCUUAUGAAUUGCGUGGUGUUGACGUUCAGGUGUGGAAAAAUGAAGACUGCGCAGUUUGCUUCAAUGGCGCGAUUGAUCCGACGGAUGUGUGUUUUGGUGGUCAUCCGAACAAAACAUUCUCCUAUGGUGAUUUUGGAGGUCCACUAAUCAAGGAAACGCCUGAAAAAGACCUUCUUGUGGGGGUCGCCACCUACACUUCCGGUGGUGUUGCAGGAAUGCCGAGCAUUGCUUCUCGUGCGUCAGCAGCUGCUGCUUUUAUCAACGAACUAAGUGCUAGUCUAACGCCCGGUCCUCUUUCAUCGUAA
Molecule: messenger RNA, 816 nt
Organism: Plasmopara halstedii
Lineage: Eukaryota; Oomycota; Peronosporomycetes; Peronosporales; Peronosporaceae
Product: RxLR-like protein
Exons: 1
Coding region: 1-816 (271 amino acids)
Biological process (GO): proteolysis
Molecular function (GO): serine-type endopeptidase activity
Source: RefSeq, a predicted model, not a curated record